GUUACAUACAUCAACCGACAAUUUGUUAAAACAACAAUGAAAAACCGAGAGUCAAGAUGGCAGCGUUAAUUAUUAACCUUCGCGUUUGCUAUGCUGUGGAAGCAUCAGAUUGUUUUUGCUGCUUUGAUGGUGGAUUGGACUGUUUUUUCCGAAGAAUCUGGAACAGUAAGGCUAUAUAAUUUCACUGGCAAAGACAUCAGAUUGGUUGGUGGAAACAGCGAAUUGGAAGGACGAGUAGAAAUAAGUAUUAAUGGCGUUUGGGGAACGAUUUGUUGGGACGGCUGGUUUGACUUUAAUGACGCAGAUGUCCUUUGCAGAAUGCUUCAUACAAAUCUGAGUGCUCUAGACUACUACACAGAUGGACGAUACGGAUACGGUAAUGGUCAAGUAUUUUACCGUACUUUGUCAUGUAAUGGAUUAGAAAAAACAAUCCACAACUGCUCUAGUUCAACAGGUGAAUCGUGUUCCCAUUCGAGCGACGUGGGCUUGAUAUGUACAGGUUGUUCACGUCUGACACAACGUCAUUAUGGAUUGCUCGAACAAGUCAAUGUCACAAGCAGUGGUGACGUAUGCACUGGCAGAUGCAGCAACGGGUCCUCUUAUUUUCAAUUCUUAUAUCGAUGUUCACUCAACGGCACGUGGGAAGAGUAUGGUACACGAUGUGGACCUUUAGCCGUAAAAGACGUUCGAUUUGUUGGUGGAGUCGGCCUGUAUGAUGGAGGAGUGGAAGUGCUUGUUGGGGAUACCUGGGGUCCGGUGUGUGGAAGAUCGUACAACAACAACCAAUAGUAUUACUCUCUCGAAGGCCGUGUGUUUUGUAAGAUGAAGGGGCUGCAAUUUGCAUCUUAUAAAUACUAUUGGCGCUACAAUAGUACAAUGUCAAACGGAUUUAUUGGAAACCUCCAGUGUUCUGCAAGUGCAUCCGACGUCAACUUGUGCAGCUAUACAACAAUCUAUUCAUGCCAAUAUCAACUAGGGGUUGGCUGUGAUGGCUUUCCUUUGAAAAUAAGCUCAAUUAGUUUGGUUGGUGGAUCAAGUGCACGUGAUGGUCUUGUAGAAGUGCGAAUUGAAAACACUGUUGGCACAAUCUGCCAAGAUAAUUUCGAUUAUAACGAUGCACAGGUCCUCUGCAAAAUGAUCGGAUCGCAUGCCGCUUCUAAUUUCUACGUUGACUAUCAUUAUAACACCACCGGCCGCCUUCCAAUGAUACGAGACAUUCAGUGUACUGGACAAGAAAGUCACAUAAGUAAUUGCACAUACAGAACUACCCACUAUGACAACAAAUGUGUCGAUGGUGCAGUAGCACUUGUUUGUACAGACUGCGGUCAAGUAAACGUUUCAAAUGGGCAAAUAACUUCAUACAAUGACACGUCGAGAACGUUAACAAUUCGAUGUCAUACUGAUGACCCAGCCUAUGUUCAAUACAUAUGUGGAAACAACGGAAUAUGGAAUAAAACUGCCGAAUGUAUGCCAGUAAAUAUCCAAGACAUUCGCCUAAUGAACCAAGCAUUAUAUCUGUAUCAAGGCACAGUAGAGCUUAAAAUCAACGGUACAUGGGGCACCAUCUGUGACGGCAUGUUUGCGAAAGAAGAAGCAACCGUUUUAUGCAGAAUGCUAAAUGCUAGUUACUAUUCAUACACGCCAAAUGGAGGGUACGGUCGAGGAUCUGGUACGAUCCAUAUGGCCAGCUUACAAUGUUCGGGUUCUGAGAUGGACGUCGGCAGCUGUUCGUUUCACUCGCAACACAACUGCUCGCAUUCAAACGAUGUUGGCAUUCAAUGUACCUAUUGA
This is a messenger RNA of Dreissena polymorpha, 1791 nucleotides long. RefSeq names its product scavenger receptor cysteine-rich type 1 protein M130-like. NCBI's taxonomy places the organism in Eukaryota, Metazoa, Mollusca, Bivalvia, Myida, Dreissenidae. The record is from RefSeq and is a predicted model, not a curated record. Bases 823 to 1791 code for a protein of 322 amino acids. The transcript is spliced from 14 exons. Gene Ontology annotation, cellular component: membrane.